CUUGUUGCUCGGACUCUGCUGAUGCACUUCAGACUACAGCACAACACUUUUACGUUUUACACGUUACAGUGACUGGGUAAACACUGGACAUUAUUCAGACGUUUGUUAUUGCUGCGCUGUGAUUGGUCAGAGCCGACCAGCACCCACCCCUCGUACUGACCACUCCCCGUCCGCGAUUCCCCCAUGUGACUCCCUUCUCGUUUAGCUCUUGCAAAGUUAAAAACAGACUUUGUUUUUCUACCAGACUGUUAGCUGAAAUGUCCUCCGUGUAGUUCACUUCAUCCAGUGUCAAACCUACUUCCGUUCUUUCACUCUUCCCGACCGUAGAUACUGUGACGAGCUAAAUAGCUUCUUUACCCCCGUUCACUCAUCAGUAUUUUUUUUUUUAAAUCUCUUUGUUGUGUUUCAUUUCCCCCCUCUUGCAGACCGUGCAGUGCAAAAACGAUCAGAAUUCCUCCUGCAACCGCCCCGUCUGAUCUCGGCACUAUUUGUCAUAAAGGAUUUUUGUAGGACUUGUAGGCUCUGCGCUUUUUCUCUGAAGGAUUUCUUCCAGCCGAGUGCAGCGCGAGCGAAACGUGAGGAUCUUAAACGAGCACUUGAGAGAGCGCCAUGGCGACCGAAGUGGAUACGUGGCCCACAGCACCUAAAGCCGACGGAAUGCUCUUGUACGACGACGGCCAGGCCGAGGCCGUACGUCCCGGCAGUGACGACGACGACGCGUUGAACGAAGCCGAGAUGAACGGUAACUGGACGCCGCAGGAAAAGGCCCUGCACGAGGCCAGGAUCAAAGCCAAAGCCAAGCGUCGUCAGCGCAAGUCGUCUUCCCGCAACUCGACCAGCGACUCCAUCUCCGAGUCGGGAGAUUUGGCGGGAGGUGACCCGCACAGUCCCAAAGGCAAAGUCCUCACCAACGACCGCAAAUCUAGAAUGGGCAAGGGCCGAGGCCUGCCCAAAAAAGGUGGUGCAGGGGGUAAAGGAGUUUGGGGUGCUGCUGGGAUGGUUUAUGAAGAUGAGGAACCUGAUGCCCGGGACCCCAACUAUGAUGAAGUUGCUCAGGGCGACACAGUUUAUGCGACGGUGGUGCCGGAGGUGGACGAAAAGGAACUGGAGAAAAUGGUCAACCCUAUUGUGCAGGAAUACUUCGAACAUGGAGACACCAAAGAAGUCCGGUUACUGCUGAAGGGGCUCAACCUGGGGCUACACAAGUAUGAGUUCUCCUCUCUGGCUGUGUCACUGGCCCUGGAAGGUAAAGCCAGCCACAGAGAGCUCACCUCUCGCCUACUGUCCGAUCUGACGGGCAAAGUGCUGUCAGAGAAGGACAUGGCCCGGGCUUUUGACAAGAUGCUGAAGGAGCUUCCAGAUCUUAUUCUGGACACGCCUGAAGCUCCACAGAUGCUGGGCCAGUUCAUCGCCAGAGCCAUAGCAGACCACGUCCUGCCCAUGAAUUUCCUGGACUGUUACAAGGGCAAAGUGAACUGCGAUCACGCCAGAGUGGCUUUAGACCGGGCCGCAGUGCUGCUGACGAUGAAGAGAGAGAUGAUCCGUUUAGAUAACGUGUGGGGCGUCGGUGGAGGCCUCCGACCUGUCAAACAUCUUGUUAAAGAGAUGAACCUCCUCCUCAAAGAGUAUCUGAUAUCAGGAGACGUGUCAGAGGCCGAGCACUGUCUGCGAGACCUGGAGGUGCCGCACUUCCACCACGAGCUGGUCUAUGAGGCUGUAGUGAUGGUGCUGGAGAGCAAAGGUGACACCGCCAGUCAUAUGAUGAUAAAGCUGUUGCAGUCCUUCUGGAAGACAGGCCUGAUCACAGUGGAUCAAAUGAACAGAGGUUUCCAGCGCAUCUACGAUGAGCUGCCUGAGAUCAGCCUGGACGUACCACAUGCCCAGUCCAUCAUGGAGACCUUUGUGGACCUCUGCUACGAGGAGUCAGUCAUCACCAAACAGCUGAGGGAUGCCUGUCCCUCCAGAGGACGGAAGCGUUUUGUCAGUGAAGGAGAUGGAGGAGUGAUCAAGAACUGAGAGAGAUGUUCAAGUCCUUGAAUCCUGUUUCUGCUCCGGCAUGUUUUUCUAAAAAUAAGCAUGGAGGCAGAGUAAAGUUCCCUUAUACCUUUCCUGAUGAUGUUUGUAUCACACAAACCAGCGUUGACGUUCGGUGAAAGUACAUUGACCAGUGCCCUGGACACGUAAAGUUCAUCUUGUUAAUUGCUGUUUUUUUUUUUUUUUUUUGAAAAAAAAAAUUCUAAAAUACUCUUUAUUUCAGGGGUAGAUGCGCCCCCUGCUGCCUUAGUCUUUGCACCAGUUGGUCAAGGAAAUUGCAAUGCAGAUAUGCAGAAAACACACAACUGAAGAGUGUGGGUUUUGUGGGAAAUUACUUUGGGUGGAUGGUCUCUUGCUUUGUCUUACCUGUUGCUGUUUUUUGUGUCAUAUGAACCAUAAAUAAAAACAAAGAGGCACUUAAAUAAUGUUGCAUUUGGUACAGUCAGUGAGCACUUAUUGAUUCAGCUCAACAAGACUGAACAUAUUUUCCUUUUUUUCCAGGAACUUAUGCUUUAUACUUUUUAUUUUACGUUGAUUAAUUCUUAACAUCAUUUGUUUUGUUUUGUCUCUUAAGGCCAAAUCUUUACUUUGUACAGCACAGCUAUCAAAGCAAGAGAAAUGGGAGAACUGUGGAGGUGUUGUAUUGUAUUAUGGAAGAUACAGUCAGGAAUCCUCCGAGAAAACUGUUAAACUGGGCUUUGUUGUCAACAUUUGGAUUUUUGACAGGUUAACACUAGAAUGAAAAGGCAGGCUCUGGAGGGAAUAACUCAUCGGGAAAUAUUUUUCACGGAAUUUAUUGGUGUGUGAAAAGGUAACCCUUUUUCCCCCCACUGCUGUCUGUUAGUUUUACCUGUUUACCAAAGUAAAUGAUGUGGAUAAAAUAUAUUUCAUUCAUUAAAAAAAGCAAAAAAAA
Messenger RNA from Cynoglossus semilaevis (tongue sole), 2947 nucleotides. RefSeq names its product programmed cell death 4a (gene pdcd4a). Bases 610 to 2016 code for a protein of 468 amino acids. Gene Ontology annotation, cellular component: cytosol; nucleus. The record is from RefSeq and is a predicted model, not a curated record. The transcript has 11 exons. NCBI's taxonomy places the organism in Eukaryota, Metazoa, Chordata, Actinopteri, Pleuronectiformes, Cynoglossidae. Gene Ontology annotation, biological process: negative regulation of DNA-templated transcription.